Messenger RNA from Amaranthus tricolor (Joseph's coat), 1097 nucleotides. RefSeq names its product WUSCHEL-related homeobox 4-like. Gene Ontology annotation, biological process: cell division; procambium histogenesis; phloem or xylem histogenesis. NCBI's taxonomy places the organism in Eukaryota, Viridiplantae, Streptophyta, Magnoliopsida, Caryophyllales, Amaranthaceae. The transcript has 3 exons. Gene Ontology annotation, cellular component: nucleus. The record is from RefSeq and is a predicted model, not a curated record. Gene Ontology annotation, molecular function: DNA-binding transcription factor activity; DNA binding. Bases 55 to 687 code for a protein of 210 amino acids.
AUCAUAUCUCUAUAAAUUAAAGGGGUUGCCCUUAACUAUCUUCAUUCAUACAACAUGUGUAGUAGUAGCAUGAAGGUACCCCCUUUCUCAUGUGGGUUUUGGGAUAAUAAUCAUCAAACCAUGCAUGAAUCCCAAGCUGUCCUUACGCUUGGGUGCAAGCGCUUUCGCCCUCUUGCACCCAAACUUGAUGCCACCAACACUAACGUCACCUUUGAUCUCAAAAGCUUCAUUAAGCCCUCGAGCACUGCUUCGCAAAAGCUUGUUCCAUCGACUGAGUCAACUUUUCAACAGGUCGAAACCCAUGUAGGAGGGACACGAUGGAACCCGACUCAGGAACAAAUCGAGAUGUUAGAGAUGUUGUAUACCGAAGGAAUGAGGACACCAAAUGCCCAACAAAUAGAGCACAUAACUGAGCACCUAAGAAAGUACGGCAAGAUUGAAGGCAAGAAUGUGUUUUAUUGGUUUCAAAACCACAAAGCUCGUCUAAGACAAAAGCAAAAACGUACCGUCCUCGGCCUGGAAGAAUCAAUGGGGCAAAACAUAAGUCCAUACAAAAGAAAAUUUAGGAGCUGGACAUUUGAUUGUUCAGAAGAAGAAGAGAAGCAGAAAAAGGAUAACAAAGAUGAGGAAAGCAAUAAAACAUUGCAGCUUUUCCCAUUGCACCCAGAAGGAUUAGUCAGAUCAUGAAUCUCAACAACAAUAAUGAGCAAAUGUCUUAAUUUCAAAAAAUUGAAGUCGACUACACAAAUCAAUAUAUUAUUUCUAAUGGUUGUUUAUAUGAUUUUUCUUCUCCAUUUAUUCUGAUUUUCUACCAUUACGAUUUGUAUGUCUAGAUCCAUCAUACACCUUUCCGUUUUUGUUCUUCAAGUCAUUUUCGAUCUUUCUCGACUUCUUUUUAAGUCUCUCGAGCUUUAACUGUACAAACCAACAUCUCAUUCAUAUUCUCCUUUGAGGGUUGAGGCAAGAUCAUGAAUCUAACUUCUUAAAAUUUGUAUAUUUAUUUAUGUCUAGGUAGGAUCCACUUUGACUUUCGGAUAAUCUUAUGUUAUUGUUGUAAGUUGUAAAUAUGAACUGAUGAAAGAUAUGAUCUUUUCUUU